Messenger RNA from Mycena citricolor, 965 nucleotides. The record is from the annotation of a GenBank genome assembly. Lineage: Eukaryota; Fungi; Basidiomycota; Agaricomycetes; Agaricales; Mycenaceae.
UCACGUGGAAAUAGGCAGUCAGUAAAUUCGUGUAAUCAAGAGCGUCCAGAUCUCUGCAGACUCCGACAACUCUCACAAUGACCAAGAAAAGAAGAAAUGGCGGCCGCAACAAGAAGGGUCGUGGCCACACCACCUUCAUGCGUUGCUCGAACUGCUCGCGUUGUGUCGCGAAGGACAAGGCCAUCAAGCGUUUCACUGUGAGGAACAUGGUCGAGAGCGCAGCCGUGCGGGAUAUCAGCGACGCCAGCGUCUACCCUGAAUACGUUCUCCCUAAAUUGUACAACAAAAUUGCGUAUUGUGUCUCGUGUGCCAUUCACGCACACAUCGUCCGUGUCCGUUCGCGUGAGGGCCGCAGGAACCGUGCUCCGCCCCCUCGUGUCCGAUGGAAGGAUGGCAAGAAAGUGAACCCCGCUGUAGCUGCUGCUGAGGACGCCAAGUUUGCUGCGAACAAAGCAUAGGUGUAGGAAAUCAAAUAUGCCUUCCUUUCGCUCGUUCCAUGCAAUCCAUCCGUAACUUUCAUCGCAUUGUAUGCCUCGGAGCCGGAUUGCUUGACCAGGGUGGUCGUCCUUACAAUUAUUACUUGGCGUCAUCGUGGUCUUGGCGCUGUGUGUGUAAUCGUGAGCCAAAAACUUUCUGGCUCGAUUCAUAGACCAGGACCGAAACUACCCUGUGGGGCUCAUUUAAUGCGCACAAUGCCCUAGCUUGCAACGCUAGCCUCAAAAUUCAGUUCAACUAGUUUCAUUUCUCUAUCUCUACUUAUGGAAGUGAUGUCUUAUGAUGGAAAGAUUUCUUGACGGCAGUGCGCCGCCUUCCGCCGCCUUUCGCUUUCCGUUGUCUUCGUCGGCGACGUGAGACCCGCACGUCAAGGAGUCGAAUGUAAACUCUUACGGGGAUGUGAGCGAAUUUCGCUAUGGCUUGACGCCCGAUAGUUGUCUCUGUUUACUCGCGUGUAUUGUGUGUGGUGC